Molecule: messenger RNA, 1478 nt
Organism: Jatropha curcas
Lineage: Eukaryota; Viridiplantae; Streptophyta; Magnoliopsida; Malpighiales; Euphorbiaceae
Gene: RBL1
Product: RHOMBOID-like 1
Biological process (GO): proteolysis
Cellular component (GO): membrane
Molecular function (GO): serine-type endopeptidase activity
Source: RefSeq, a predicted model, not a curated record
AUCUCAAAUGAUUAACCAAACGGCACUCCAUUUCUUCUUCCUCUCCCCCUCUCCCUGCCUCCCUUCAAUCCUUCUCUCUCAUUCUCUGUUCACAUUGUGUGAUCUAUCUUUAUACUACUCUUUGAUGUCUCGUUAUCAGCUAAAACAUUGAUCUAAAUCUUUGAUUAUGAGGGGGGGAGAGCUAGCUGACAAUGGCGUCGAAAUCAAGGUUCAUUCAAGGCUGGGAGACAACACGGUGCACUCAUUGGGUCCACAAGCUACAGUGACGUCUCAUAGUCGGGAUCGGCAGCAUCAGCAACAGCAACAGUCUAUAUUUUCCGGCGAGUUCAGGCCGUUCAGGCGCUGGGUACCAUGGUUGGUACCUUUAUUUGUGGUGGCUAAUAUUGUUCUUUUUAUUAUUGCUAUGUCUAUUAAUAAUUGCCCCAAGAACUCUGAGUCUUGUGUUGGAAAGUUUCUUGGACGAUUCUCAUUUCAAUCCAUGAAGGAAAAUCCCCUUCUUGGUCCUUCCUCUAACACAUUAGAGAAGAUGGGAGCUCUAGAUGUCGAUAAAGUGGUGAACAGUCACCAGGGUUGGCGCCUGAUUUCCUGCAUAUGGUUGCAUGCUGGAGUGUUCCAUAUACUUGCUAACAUGUUGAGCCUUAUCUUUAUUGGAAUUCGCCUCGAGCAAGAAUUUGGGUUUAUUCGAAUUGGACUAGUCUAUGUCAUAUCUGGUUUUGGUGGGAGUUUGUUGUCAGCUCUUUUUAUUCAGUCAGGUAUCUCCGUUGGUGCCUCUGGUGCACUCUUUGGCCUACUAGGAGGCAUGCUUUCUGAGCUGAUUACUAACUGGUCCAUAUAUGCAAAUAAGUUGGCAGCAUUGUUGACUCUUGUUUCCAUUAUAAUAAUAAAUUUAGCAGUUGGAAUCCUUCCACACGUGGACAAUUUUGCCCACAUUGGAGGAUUUAUUUCGGGCUUUCUUCUUGGAUUUGUGUUCUUACUUCGUCCCCAGUUUGGGUGGAUUAACCAAAAAGCUUGUCCUCCAGGAUACAUUGCUCCUCCAGCUAAAUCUAAACACAAGACUUAUCAGUAUGUGCUGUUGAUUCUCUCUGUGGUACUACUGAUUGUUGGAUUUACUGCUGGGUUGGUUAAACUUCUACGAGGGGCAGAUUUGAAUAAUGACUGUUCUUGGUGUCAUUACUUGAGCUGUAUACCUACUAAACUAUGGAGUUGCAAGUCAAAUAAAUUUCUUUGUGAGUCGAGCCAAAUCGGAAAUCAAUUUAACUUGACAUGCCUGAGCAGCGGGAAAAGCCGAGCUUAUUCAUUAUCAGGAGAUACAUCUUCCCAGAUUGAGGUGUUAUGUUCUCAGCUUUGCGAUUGAUGCACAUAUGUAUCUAUAAGAGAUGGUAUUGAAGGAGGUUGUUUAACAAAUUGUUGUACAUGGCUUGUUCAUGCAUUUGUAGACAACAUUCUUCUAUCAAAUUAACGAUUCAAUUUCUUGAAAA